This is a messenger RNA of Vollenhovia emeryi, 2712 nucleotides long. RefSeq lists its product as uncharacterized. Gene Ontology annotation, molecular function: nucleic acid binding. Gene Ontology annotation, biological process: DNA integration. Bases 1 to 2712 code for a protein of 903 amino acids. The transcript is spliced from 4 exons. Lineage: Eukaryota; Metazoa; Arthropoda; Insecta; Hymenoptera; Formicidae. The record is from RefSeq and is a predicted model, not a curated record.
AUGACGAAGGCAUCAUCCAUCUCCAGUCGUCGCUCACACUUCUACCUGCCACAUCACGGUGUUCUCAAGCCUGACAGUACAACAACAAAGCUGCGAGUCGUAUUUAAUGGCUCCAGCGCAUCCACAUCGGGCUACUCUGCUAACGACCUCAUGUAUACGGGAGCGAAAUUGCAUCUGAAUAUCUCAGAUGUUCUCCUCUGGAUACGAAGACAUCGUCACAUUUUCGCUACGGAUAUCACCAAGAUGUACAGGCAAAUCAAAAUUCACAAGGAUGACUGGGAGUUGCAACGGAUACUCUGGAUGGACGAUCAACUCAAUGAGGUGCCAUACCAUCUGACAACCGUCACCUACGGGACAAAGGCCGCGCCGUUCUUGGCCGUCAGGACGCUGUUACAACUAGCAGAGGACGAAGGACAUAAAUAUCCCCUGGCUGUGCCAUCCAUCACUCAUGGCAGGUAUGUCGAUGACAUAUUUGGUGGUGCAGAUACGAUUCAACAAUUGCAGGAGGUCGCACAUCAACUAAAGGGCCUCUGCAUGGCGGGCGGCUUCCCACUAGCAAAAUGGCAUGCUACUCAUCUCGACAUACUCAAGACUGUCACCGACAGAGAAGACCAAGGCUUACCAAUCACAUUCGACGAUUGCGCAACCAAGAUACUCGGACUUAAAUGGCUCCCUCAAGAAGAUACCUUUGCAUUCUCAACACGAAGCUCACGCAAGGAAGGCAGGCUCACAAAACGCCUCGUCUUAUCUGAAGUGGCUCAGAUAUUCGAUCCACUUGGCUUUGCAUCACCCGUCGUGAUCAAGGCCAAAAUUCUCUUGCAGGAGCUGUGGCUGCACAAGCUCCAAUGGGAUGAUCCACUGCCAUCCCAGCUCUCAACCCGGUGGCUCUCCAUCAGAGAAGAACUCACAAGUCUGGCCAGACUCUCAAUACCUCGGUGGCUCAAUACAUGGAGCGACUCGCAAGUGGAACUUCAUGGAUUCUCUGAUGCUUCUCAAUUGGCAAUGGCUGCAGUCAUAUACAUAUCCGUUAACGACUCAAACGGCGCCACGUUCUCACUUGUGUGCUCCAAGACUAAGGUAGCACCUCUCAAGCGGCUCUCAAUCCCAUCUCAUGCAUCACGCUGGAAGGAUUUUGUCAGGAACAGGGUGGCUCAAUUUCAAGAGCUCACUCCAGCUGCUCACUGGAGAUACAUACCUGGAACUUCCAACCCGGCUGAUUGCGCAUCACGAGGCCUCACGACCACUCAACUUCAAAACCACGCACUCUGGUGGACGGGACCACCAUGGCUACUCAAUUCAGACUCAUGGCCGUCGCAACCAGCACUCUCUGACGAGAUGAGUGCUACAGAAGCUCGCCCAGGCGUUUCGCUAUUGACGGUUACGCCAAAGGCUGAAUAUCAAUGGGAACUCAUCUACAGAUUCGUCUCACGGUUGAGGAAAGUCCACGACUCAUUGCCUGUCAGACACAUCUCUCCAGAGACCUUGGAGAAAGCGAGGCUCUUCUGGAUCAGGCCACUCAAGCAACGUACUUCUCGCACGAGCUCAAGGCAUUACAGGCAGACUCACCGUUGGCAAGGGCACACGCAUUCAACAGCUGUCGUCACUUAUCAUCGCUCACGCUCAUCAACGGACGCUACAUGGAGGCACACAGCUUACGCUGUCGCACAUCCGACAACAAUACUGGAUUCUAGGCGGGAGGGCCCCUGUCAAGUCCCACAUUCUGCGGUGUGUCACGUGUGCUCGGUAGAGGGGGAUCCGUGCUCAUCAAUUGAUGGGCCAACUACCUCUCUCUCGGGUUACGCAGGCACAACCGUUCACUCAGGUGUGGACUACGCGGGGCCGCUCAAAACAUGGAAGAGAAGAGGUGCCAAAACAACUAAAGGCUGGAUUUGCGUUUUUGUCUGCUUCUCAACCUCAGCAGUACACCUCGAGGCGGUCAGUGACUACUCAACGGAGGGAUUCAUUGCCGCCUAUCGACGCUUCUCAUCCAGACGCGGCAUUGCUCACACCUUACACUCCGACUGCGGCACCAAUUUCAUCGGCGCGGAUGCGGCUCUCAAAAGGCUGUUUAUCCAGAGCACUCAAGAACAUCAGCGAGUUUCUCACCUGCUCUCGCAAGAUAACACCCGAUGGGAAUUUAAUCCCCCAGCGACACCUCACAUGGGAGGAAAAUGGGAGGCCGUCGUAAAAUUCAUCAAGUACCACCUACGGCGGACCAUUGGAGAAAGCGUGCUCACCUUUGAGGAGCUCACCACAUUGCUCACUCAAAUUGAGGCAAUCCUCAACUCCCGCCCUCUCGAACCAUUAAGUGACGACGCGGACGACAUCGCAGCGCUCACGCCAGGUCACUUCCUCGUAGGAAGUCCGCUCACCGCCAUACCAGAGCCCUCACUCACCGACCUGGCAAUCUCAAGACUCUCUCGAUGGCAGCUCAUCCAGCAGAAAGCACAUUUCUGGACACACUGGGCAGCGCAUUACCUACAACGACAACAAGCCAUCUCAAAGUGGCACCACAGGAGCAACGAAAUCAAGGUCGGGUCAUUGGUGCUCAUCACCGACGAGCGGCUACCGCCAUGCAAAUGGCCGUUAGCCCGGAUCACGGCUCUACAUCCUGGGAAGGAUGGUCUAGUGCGGGUGGUGACUCUGAAGACAGCCACUACCACUCUCAUCCGACCAGUGGUCAAGCUCGCCGUCCUGCCAAUCUCAUCAUAA